CAGCCACAGCUACACCCACAGCCACAGCUACACCCACAGCUACACCCACAACUACAGCUACAGCCACAGCCCUGCAGACAGCACCUGGGACCCCAGCCCAGAGGAGGCGCCAUCCAAGCUCGGGGCAUGAGCCCGAAAGUGAUGACAGUCCCAAAGGGGAAGAGACGAAGCAGACCCCCGCUCAGAGAGAGCCUCUUGAGGGUCAGUCUUCCGCCGCUGCUGAAGGGAGUGAGGGAGCCCUGGAUGAAGGGCAAGGUUCAGCCGAGAAGAGGGUGGGACAGCGGAAAAGUUCACAGGUCAAGGGGGAGGAGGAGUCCACUCGGAUGGGGAAGGUGAUGGGCGAGUACAUCGAGGGCUCCGUGCGCAAGUUCAACGAGAGACGAAAGCUCUUCGAGGCCUUCCAGCAGGCCCUACCUGCCGAGUCGAAGCCCCCUCCCGUCCGGCCCAAAAGGAUCCUCUCCGCCUCCCUCUCGGCGUUCUCCCUUUCGUCCGUCCCCACGAGGCGGAUGCCGGAGGAGCGGAUCCGUCCGUCCGUCUCCGUCAUGGAGCGCGCCCGCAGCCUGGAGCAACUCAGCCAGGCACCGGAGGUGACCGCGCCCAGCCACAGGGCCGCCGGACGGGACAGCGAUUGGGGCAGCCUGGCGGAGUCGGACGAGCGAGACCGGAUCAUCGUCGAGGGCGACGUGACGCUGGUGCGCCGCAGGAGGUCUCUCCGCCCCUCUUACAGUUCCGAGGCCCUCUUCGGUCGCAAAGGGCUCGAGCUGCCGGAAGAGCGGGCGGGCGAGGAAGAGGAGGAGGAAGACGAAAGCUCCAUGCUGCACAGGCAGAACCCCUUUGUUCAGCUGAGGCCCUCGCUAGCUCUGAGGCCCGACGUGGCCAGAGACAUCCAGGACGCGCGGGAGAGGGAGAAGGAGCUCAGGAGGAUUAGGAGGGGACUCUACGGAAGCCGGAAAGGUCGAAGGCGCAGCCGGGGGUCAGAGAGUUCGACGACCAGCCAAGCAGACUCAGGGAGUAUGACCGAAGAUUAUCAGUCAAGAGGUAAACUAGAACGGGUGUGGCCACCUCCCUCCCCCACUGAGAAAGUCUCCCAGUCGGAUCAAACACAGGGGCCGAGACCUCUGAUCCCCCCGAGUCAGAAAGCUCUGCUGUGGCAGCGCUGGCAGUCAGGCUCGGUGAACGGACACGUGGAGGAAGAGGACUGACUCUGGGGUGCCGGCAUUUGUGUUCCCAAGGAUGCCCUCCCACACACACACACACACACACACACCUUCACACACUCAACUGAUGACCAAUGGACUCUAAGAACCACAAAGGAGAGGGUCUGCAUCUAGAUGACUGCUGUAGGCUUAUGCAGAGGAUGGAUCUUCACUCAGCAAUGAAGAUGAAACACUGAGAAAGUUCAUAAGUAUUCAGCGAUGAUUUUGGCAAGUCCCACAAGCAUUACCUCAUGAGGUACAAUCUCAGAAUUAAACGCACAUGAAAUGCUGAACUGUUACAGAGCUCCAAUUGUUCCUGGGUAGGAUUGCACUCAAUUAGGCAGGUUACAAUUGGGUUAGCUUCAUUACAUUAAGACAAUGAAAAAAAAUGUCUCACUCAAGUGUACAUGUGAUAAUGCAAUCAUUACUUACUGUGUUCGUGCAAUAUUGAUCUGAAACAAGACUACGGUCAGCUAUGAAUCUACACAAGUCUUACUGUAUGUUUGUGUUGUUGUGAUAGGGUUAUUUGUUACACAUGAUUACUUGUACUGUAUGUGUUACGUUUUGUCAUAAAUCAAGACUUCUGAAAUCAGGGAUCUCAUAACAUUUGACAGGAAAGCUCAUGAAUGUUAAGCUUCAAAAUGUUGAUCCAGAUACAGAAAUACUGGUUUUCGUGAAGUGCUGUUUUACCAAAGAACUAAGACAUUAGAACUGUGUUUUUACAAAGAAUUAUGCGUUAUACUCACAUUGUGAAUGACUAUGAAUGAAUGCAUGCAUGGCAUGUUUGUCUCUUCCCCGUUCCCUUCUCAGGCAAACCUGACUUCUCUUGCACUUGUAUUUGAACUACAACUACUCUAAGUCACUUUGCAUCACUACCUUGGUUCAUGCCUCUUUCCACUUGUUAUACUGUAUGUGCCGAUUUGGCUUAAAGAUAAAGAUCCCCUUGGGGCCUCCAU
Sardina pilchardus (European sardine) is the source of this 2152-nucleotide messenger RNA. RefSeq lists its product as uncharacterized. The transcript has 3 exons. NCBI's taxonomy places the organism in Eukaryota, Metazoa, Chordata, Actinopteri, Clupeiformes, Clupeidae. The record is from RefSeq and is a predicted model, not a curated record. Bases 324 to 1202 code for a protein of 292 amino acids.